AUGCAUCCACGCACCACAAUGAGCAGACCAUCUCCCAAAAGGAGCUUGUCGUGUGCGGGUCUCGAUAAUCUUGAUGAGCUUAUUCGUAAUUCCGAUAACCAUCGCCCUUCCCCGAGACGCAAACGCCAUCAAAGUCUUAGCAAUUUCAUUGCCCUCAAUUUUGCGACGCCAUCGUCACCUGCAUCUUCUUCGAAGGUGCUGCACCGUCCCGAUCUUCCUCCAUUUGAUGAAAAGUCUAGCUCGGGUGGAGAGUCACAACAGGUAGCGUCUUCUUCGGUUGAGCUCAGGUCUCCGGAGGUGUCUUCCCAUCAUGUUGAAGCGGUUGAUCAACACCGCAAUCCUCGUUCCGAUGAUCGGAAUAACAAUUGUGAAGACGAGCACAGCGAUGGUCUUGACGAUGAUUAUAAUGAUGAGGAUGCCAGCUACGGUAAAGUUCACGACGACCCGAACAGUUCUGUGCCAGAUUUGUCAUCUGAGGAGCCUCAAGAUGUGUUUGAGCACAGGCUCAAGCUUGACCAUGAUGCGCUCGAUGCAAAGCAUCGGGACCACAACAUGUUUAUCCUGCCAUCGCACUACUCUUCGAAUAGCGAGUGCUCUCCACGAGAAGAAUUCCUCGUCCAGGCUUUUGGCCCCAAUAGCUUCAAGCUGUAUGGCGCUUCUGAAUCAAACAACGACGAGUCGGACGAGAGCCUCAGUGAUGACAGCAGUAACAAUGACAGAGAUCAAAGCUUAUCCAAUCAUGAAAACAUGAUUGCAGAUGCUGACACGGAGCUCAAGAUGUCUUUUAAUGAGCUUGAGGCUGACAUUCGUGGUGCAAUGCAUGAAAAUCCUCACCACCAGCAACAUUCGACACGGCUACCGGAACUCGCAGAUUUGUCCCACAAGUCGUUUGCGUUGUCUUCGAAUGAUCCAUUCGGACCAGGCCGCAGUCCUAGCUUUCUUCGAAACAACCAGGAUGUACGCCGUGUAUCAGUGUUUACCCGGCCGCAGGACACUCGCCCUCAUCUUCUGCCAACCCAGAAAGAACCUGGGUACUUUCCAGGAGGGCAGCAUCACCAUAGUCCUUCGUGUGUAUCAUUGCUGGGAAAGACACCUCAAAGUAAGGGAAGUACUGGGGUCCAAACAUCUACAAAAUGGCUUCGUGACGAAGAUGAUUGCCUUCGUGAAGCAGUGGCGCGCUUUGGUGGCAAGAACUGGAAGAUGAUCGCCGAAACGUUAGGGAAUGGCCGUACGGAUGUUCAGUGUCUACAUCGUUGGAACAAAGUACUCAAGCCAGGCUUGAUCAAAGGGCCCUGGACACCAGAAGAAGAUCGUAUCUUGACAAGCCUCAUCACGCGAUACGGCAUAGGCAAGAUUCGUUGGUGUGACCUUGCUCUGCAUUUACCAGGACGAAUUGGCAAGCAAUGUCGCGAGCGGUGGUGCAAUCAUCUCGAUUCCCGUAUCCGAAAGGGUCAGUGGACUCCCGAGGAAGACGAUAUGGUCUUUUGUUGGCAGCAAAAGUUGGGCAAUAAAUGGAGUGAAAUUGCGAAGCUACUUCCUGGACGCACCGAAAACGCUGUGAAGAACCGAUUCAACUCAGCUGCGCGUCGCAAGUGGCUUAUGAACCAGGCCAGUAAGUCAGCAUCGAGCCUCCUCAUGCCGACCACACCAGCAAAUCAGACUCGGGCUCCACAUAAUCAGCAACAUUCAUUGUUGCAGCCAUCAUCACUGCAUCAGGAGGGCAAUAUCUACGACGUCAGCACAAAUCUGUACGAAGGUGAGAAAGUUUCACCAUUGUCCGAGGCAUUGGAAGACCACCCGCAUAAGAAGAUUCUGCCACUUGAACGUCAGAACUUCAUCCAGCACUUUUCGAUUUCAGAAGCUCCUGGAACCAGUAAUUUGGAUGAAGCACGCAGUUUUUGUCCAGCUUUAACCAUGGGCAGUGAACAAUGCUUUCAGCAGCAAGACCACGAUACAAUCGAUGAGGCCACGAAGGACGACUCGAUGCCAUUGACGACACCACCUACUUUUGUACCGCCUCCACUCAGCGCUUUCUUUUCUCCUCCGACGAACAGUAGCAUUGAUGCUGAUUGCAUGUUGCAUCACCUAGCAAAUGGAACUGGUAAAGACGAAGGUCCCAUUAGUCCAGUUUUUCCGUUCCCUGAUCAUCUCCCGGCUCAAGUGCAGCACUCAUCCGUCAACGCUACUAUGCCUGAAAACCCCACGCCAGGCGCACUUACCGCUGAAGAAAAUGUUGGAUUCUCUCUUCUCCAGCUGAAGGAAAACAAGGCUGAACGAGGUGAUCUCAUCUUUCAUGCCACACCUGAUGUCCUUGUGGUCGAUACUGUGACCGAUGCAAGUGUCCCCAUGGAUGAUGAAAACAUGAACAGCUUCCUUGACAGUGUCGCCCUUGAACUUGACGAGAUCAUGGAGUAA
Messenger RNA from Peronospora farinosa, 2415 nucleotides. NCBI's taxonomy places the organism in Eukaryota, Oomycota, Peronosporomycetes, Peronosporales, Peronosporaceae. The record is from the annotation of a GenBank genome assembly.